Molecule: messenger RNA, 1874 nt
Organism: Haliotis rufescens (red abalone)
Lineage: Eukaryota; Metazoa; Mollusca; Gastropoda; Lepetellida; Haliotidae
Product: tubulin alpha chain, testis-specific-like
Exons: 3
Coding region: 150-1505 (451 amino acids)
Biological process (GO): microtubule cytoskeleton organization; mitotic cell cycle
Cellular component (GO): microtubule; cytoplasm
Molecular function (GO): structural constituent of cytoskeleton; GTP binding
Source: RefSeq, a predicted model, not a curated record
CAACCAAUGCUUGCGUACAGGGCACAUCAUGUGUCCGCAGCGGGUAUAAAUACACCGACUCCAAGUCCUCGGUAUCACUCUCUCACUUCAGACUCCGACUCCGUCUGUGUGAGCAGGAAUCACAUACAUAGCACUGCCGUUACUUCACGAUGCGCGAGUGUAUCUCUAUCCACGUGGGCCAGGCUGGUGUCCAGAUCGGCAAUGCAUGCUGGGAACUCUACUGCCUGGAACAUGGCAUUCAACCAGAUGGGAUCAUGCCCUCAGACAAAGCUAUCGGGUGUGCGGACGACUCCUUCAACACCUUCUUCAGCGAGACUGGAGCAGGGAAACACGUGCCCAGGGCCGUCUUCGUCGACCUUGAACCCACAGUCGUAGAUGAGAUCCGUCAAGGCAUCUACCGCCAGCUGUUCCACCCCGAGCAGCUGAUCACCGGCAAGGAGGACGCCGCCAACAACUACGCCCGUGGCCACUACACCAUCGGCAAGGAAAUCGUCGACCUCGUCCUUGACCGCAUACGAAAGUUGUCUGACCAGUGCACUGGACUCCAGGGCUUCCUCAUCUUCCACAGCUUCGGUGGCGGCACUGGCUCCGGCUUCACCUCUCUGUUGAUGGAGCGUCUCAGCGUCGACUACGGCAAGAAAUCCAAGCUUGAGUUUUCGAUCUACCCCGCCCCUCAGGUGUCUACCGCCGUCGUGGAGCCCUACAACGCCAUCUUGACUACCCACACCACCCUGGAACACUCCGACUGCGCCUUCAUGGUCGACAAUGAGGCCAUCUACGACAUCUGCAGACGGAAUCUGGACAUUGAGCGUCCAACGUACACAAACCUCAACCGUCUUAUCGGCCAAGUCGUAAGUUCCAUAACAGCAUCCCUCAGGUUUGAUGGCGCCUUGAACGUGGAUCUGACAGAAUUUCAGACCAAUCUUGUUCCUUACCCUCGCAUCCACUUCCCCCUGGUAACAUACGCACCGGUCGUAUCAGCUGAAAAGGCUUAUCAUGAACAGCUCUCUGUAGCUGAGAUAACCAAUUCCUGUUUUGAACCUGCGAACCAGAUGGUCAAAUGCGACCCCCGUCACGGGAAAUACAUGGCAUGCUGCAUGCUCUUCCGCGGUGAUGUCGUCCCAAAGGACGUCAACGCUGCCAUCGCCACCAUCAAGACCAAGAGGUCCAUCCAGUUCGUCGACUGGUGUCCCACUGGUUUCAAGGUCGGCAUCAACUACCAACCACCAACAGCUGUCCCAGGGGGUGACCUGGCCAAGGUCCAGAGAGCCGUCUGUAUGUUGAGCAACACCACAGCUAUCGCCGAGGCCUGGGCUCGUCUUGACCACAAGUUUGAUCUGAUGUACGCCAAGCGUGCCUUCGUCCACUGGUACGUGGGUGAGGGUAUGGAGGAGGGAGAGUUCUCCGAGGCCCGUGAGGACUUGGCAGCCCUGGAGAAAGACUACGAGGAGGUUGGGGUAGAUUCGGUAGAAGUUGAGGAAGGAGAGGGAGAGGAAGAAUAUUAGAACUUGUUGUAGCAUCUCUGCUGUGCUAGAAUGGACGUUGUUGGGUACCUGUUCUCCUACCAUUCACUGAAGCUACACCACAACUGUUUAACUGUUUGAUUGGCAUUCUAGCCGUUGGUGAGAAAACGUACAACUGUAUGGAUAACAACUUCUGGUUUAUUGCAUAUAGCGACCGCACCUUUCCGAGGCAAGGGCGUUAACUAACUAUAAAAGUCCAAUUCCCACCCUUGCCGAACUACGCUGGAAUUUCCAUGCUCGAUCGUAUUGCCACCAGUGGCUAUUACGAGUUAUGUCCCUUCUAUGUCCCACCUAUUGACUAAUCAGAUUCCACCUCUCAUAUCACUUGUAUUUGCUUCAAAAAAGGGCGUC